Pyricularia oryzae 70-15 is the source of this 852-nucleotide messenger RNA. RefSeq lists its product as uncharacterized. The transcript has 2 exons. Bases 18 to 437 code for a protein of 139 amino acids. Lineage: Eukaryota; Fungi; Ascomycota; Sordariomycetes; Magnaporthales; Pyriculariaceae. The record is from RefSeq and is a predicted model, not a curated record.
GCAAAGGACAAGACAAAAUGCAUGCCUACAAAGCCUGGCUGGCCCUGACAGCCCUGACGACAGGCCUAGCACGGUCGCAACCACACGAAUGCUACCCGUCGAGGGACGAGUACAACUGCACGCUCUCGCUGCUGGCGGACCUGCAGAGCUACCGGCAGCUCAUCGGGCUCUGGGAUUCGGAUUGCCGCCGGAUCGGGGGCGUGGGCACCGAUCAGCAGUGGGAGCCGGCGGCGGCCCGAUGGAGCAUCGGCGGGCGCGGGCUCGAGCACACGGUCGAGCUCGUCAUCACGCGGGAUAGCACGCCGCAGCGACCCGACGGCGGGUUUUGGUACGGUGGCGACUGGUACUAUCUCGACCGCGGCUGGCUUUACGACUGUGCGGACGCAGACAGGAGGACUGCGUGCACGCAGGUGGAGUUUAGGUGCAAGGAGUUUUGAGAGAGGGAUGAUCUUUUUUUUUUGCUUUUUGUUUGGGUGGCUGGAGUUUCAUCUCUAGGUAAAUUGACAUUUAAGUUAACGAUCGACAAGGCGAGAUUGGAUGAGGAGAAUGCCCCCAUUUCCAGGAGUUGUCAACCCGGUCGCGGAAUAGAUCAGGUGGACAAAGAUUCCAAUCUAAGCUCAACCCUGCUGUUGCGGUUCCAGAGAUCGGAGACAAAAAAAAACCAAUAAUGAAUAAUGCGCGAGAAUAUUCUUCCUGCGCGCGUGGUGGGGGUCUUUGGGGGUGGGUCCCAUUUUCAACAAGCUUUGUGGGGAUCAAAAAGGCUUGUCGCUAUGCCAAAUCUUGGCUUACGAAGUCCAGUCGUGUUGCGAAUGGUGUGGGGGAAAAGGUGGGAGGGAGGGAAACAUUGCCUGG